Daphnia pulicaria is the source of this 2182-nucleotide messenger RNA. RefSeq lists its product as uncharacterized. The transcript is spliced from 3 exons. The coding region runs from base 439 to 2094 and encodes 551 amino acids. The record is from RefSeq and is a predicted model, not a curated record. NCBI's taxonomy places the organism in Eukaryota, Metazoa, Arthropoda, Branchiopoda, Diplostraca, Daphniidae.
ACGACACCAAGGUAAUAUUUGAGUCAGUUUGCGUCAAGUUCUUGUGUUGCUCAGUACAUUCUAAUUUACGACUUUACAGCAACAUUCAAAAGACUGAUUAAAUCGCCGGAUUCUUCAAAUGAUGUCUGUCGAGAAUUUCAGAACAAUCAAAUAGGCCUAAUAAGCAGCUUAUACAUAUCGCACGGUCAAUUCGAAGUUUCCCUAAAAAAAAUUAUACCGUAUAUGCCUAUAUCUCUCUAAACUGUGAACAAGACCAGCUGUCUGUCUAGGGUUCAGUCUGUUUUUGUACUUUGUACAGGGAACCUGCAUUUUAAUGGACCGUUUGAGUUAAUUCAGUUCAUGACGACAGUGAUUCUUGAGUAAUGAAAGUCUUUUAAAAGUAAUAGGCUAAUUUAAAGUAUUUCUAGCACUAAACAUUUGUGUGUGAACCAACUGAAAAUGGUUUUGAAAUGUCGGCGAUUUAAAACUUGUGUUCUAGUCCUCUGGAUGUGUCUUUCUUUCGGUCUAUUUCACAUCUGGGGCACCGAGAAUGUUGGAGAAGAUCCACCAAAGAGUAUAAGGUCUACCUACGACGACUUCCAGUUCUUCCUGCAAAAAGCCACCCAAAUGGCGCUAACGUCGACUUUAUCCUAUAACGAAAAAAGUAAUCAGCCUGAUAACAACCUAACCACCAAUCAGCUGAGUGCAAAUAGGAAGGAAGUAGUAGCCAAUGAUAACGAAUCGUUCAUUCAGAGCCUAGCGCCAAACGUGCCCUACGAGUUCUGGAUGCGCGAAAAGUCUAAAAUUUCCAGCGGCAAAUUCAAACACACAUGCGCUUACUAUCCAAGUGUUUUGGAUCUUCAGUUCAACAACAAUUUCUGGCAAAUUCUCCGGUCAUCGAAUGGAACGUUUUUCUUGUACGGAGCUUAUCACGAUAACCGCACGGCCGUCCAGAAACCGACCAUUCGAAUUCUCGGGAUGAUCGACCGGAUCGAGCCGAAAGUGAAGACGCACUGCUUGCUGUGGUACGACGCUGCUAGAGAUCCGCUGGUCACGCCAAUCGUCGAGUACAAAUACAUCUGGAACAAAAUAUGGGGAAAUUACAAACACGGAAUCCUUCAGCCCUACCUGAUGGCCUGUCAUUUACCUAAUCCGACAGAUCUCAUCGCCAAAAAUUUCAAAAUUGAUCAAAUUCCAGUCUCGGUUUCAUUGACGGAAAAAGGAUGCGAGCCGCCAACCAACAAUUUGCUCAUCAACAAUCAAGUGCCGGCCGAAAAGAAACGAUUCGCCGUCUGCGUCAAAGGCCUAGACUUUCUGCAGGUGGACUUGAGCGUCCGUCUGGUCGAGUGGAUUGAAUUGCUGGGAUUGCUCGGAGCCGACAAGAUUUUCCUGUACGAACUGGAAGUCCAUCCGAACAUCUCCAGAGUCUUGAAAUAUUACCAGGAGAUGGGGCGAGUUGAUUUGACGCCCAUUUCGCUUCCGGGCGAUCAGCCCAAUCUGCCCGGAUUGCGUCACUUGUAUCUCAAGUCGAAGAUUAUCAACAAGCGACAGAACGAGCUGAUUCCCUACAACGACUGUCUCUACCGCAAUCUCUACAGCUACGAUUACAUCGCUCUGCUGGACACGGACGAAGUAAUUAUGCCCCGCGAAGUGUCGACAUGGAACGAGCUGAUGGAUAAAGUCUUGGCCAAAGCUCCGGCCGGCCAACCCUUUGCGUCGUACAACUUCCGCAACGUUUACUUUUGGGACGACGCCGAGCAUUCGCGCAGUUUGGUGGCCAGCAUUCCUCGUCACAUGCACAUGCUGCAACACGUUUACCGCAGUGUCAACUACACCAAGAGCGGCCAAUACGUCAAGUGUUUUCACGACGUCCAAAAGAUCCUUCUCCUCCACAAUCACUACCCGCUGGCGUGCUCAAAAGGCAAAUGCACUUCGUAUGCGGUCGACCCGCAAACGGCCCAUUUGCAACAUUAUCGAAGCGAUUGCCAGUUGAAGAAAACGAACUGCCAGGUAGAAUACAAGCAACACCUGGUCAAAGAUAACACCAUCUGGCGCUAUAAUCAAGAUCUGAUUCCUCGAGUCAAUGCAGUGCUUAGAAAUCUCGAUUUACUUUAAUUCAUUUGUUUAACUUUUUGCUCGAUUACAAUUGCUCAUUGAUUGCUUGUCAUUUGUGGUUCAUUUGAUUUCAUUUGGAGACUCUUGU